AUGGCGGAGUCAUCAGCGAGGGCACGGUUUUUUGUUCAUGAGAAGGGGAUGAAUGGCCUCGAUAAGCUCUACCUUAGAGGGCCUCUAUCGAGUUCUGCUGAGUUAAAAGCAGAUAAGCAUUGCAUUAUUUUGAACCUAUUUUUAACAUUUGAUAAGGUUCCAUCAGGCGAAGUAUUAACCUUUGGUGAUGAUAACUUUAUGAUGUUGGAAGAAGAAGGCAUUAGAGAAGCACAGAAUGUUGCAUUUGUUCUUGUCGCAGGUGGGCUUGGCGAGCGGCUUGGGUACAAGGGGAUUAAGCUCAUCACCCAAACAUCAAUGCUGCAGUCACUUUUCUAA
This is a messenger RNA of Asparagus officinalis (garden asparagus), 336 nucleotides long. RefSeq names its product UDP-sugar pyrophosphorylase-like. Bases 1 to 336 code for a protein of 111 amino acids. The record is from RefSeq and is a predicted model, not a curated record. The transcript is spliced from 4 exons. Lineage: Eukaryota; Viridiplantae; Streptophyta; Magnoliopsida; Asparagales; Asparagaceae.